Molecule: messenger RNA, 4208 nt
Organism: Chionomys nivalis (European snow vole)
Lineage: Eukaryota; Metazoa; Chordata; Mammalia; Rodentia; Cricetidae
Gene: Abitram
Product: actin binding transcription modulator
Exons: 5
Coding region: 188-766 (192 amino acids)
Biological process (GO): regulation of actin filament polymerization; dendrite morphogenesis; regulation of filopodium assembly
Cellular component (GO): dendrite; filopodium tip; lamellipodium
Molecular function (GO): actin filament binding; actin monomer binding
Source: RefSeq, a predicted model, not a curated record
GUGCACGACUAUUGUCUGCUGUCCUUCAGCCCCCCGGCUCCCGGUUGUAUUAGUGCCACAGUCGGGCGUUGUCCCCCGAGUGCCAGAGACUGGUGGGGGGAAGGGAAGAGAAAGGAGGCUGACGAGGUGCGCGCAUGCGCACGACGCUACCACGCGGGCUAAUCUCCCUCUGGCCUGGACCCGCAGAAUGGAAGAGCUCGAGAGCGGAGAGGGAGGGUUGGCAGGGCCAGAGGUAGCCAUGGCUACCGAACCCGCGGCGCCCUCCCUUGUGGAUCGAUACUUUACUCGCUGGUAUAAAGCGGAUGUUAAAGGAAAACCCUGUGAGGACCACUGUAUACUACAGCACUCCAACCGAAUAUGCGUCAUCACACUGGCAGGAUCUCAUCCCGUUCUUCAAAGUGGCAAAACUAUUAAAAGUAUCUCCUAUCAGAUCAGUACCAACUGUAGCAGACUUCAGAACAAAGUGUCUGGGAAAUUUAAGCGGGGGGCACAGUUUCUAACAGAACUUGCACCUCUGUGUAAGAUAUACUGCUCCGAUGGAGAAGAAUAUACCAUAUCUAGCUGUGUUAGAGGUCGGCUGAUGGAGGUGAAUGAAAAUAUUCUUCAUAAGCCGUCUCUUCUCCAAGAAAAGCCAUCCACCGAAGGCUACAUUGCGGUUGUGUUACCGAAAUUUGAAGAAAGUAAGAGCAUAACAGAAGGGUUACUGACACAGCAACAGUAUGAAGAGGUCGUGAUAAAGCGGAAUAAUGCCACAGCCACACCAUGAGCCUAGAGGUGGAGAGACAGCAUAGGAUGCUCACUCUCCCUGGACCCAACCAUCAGUGCCCUGGAGAAAGCCAGUGCAUGAGAAGCAUUCCUCACACCCCGCCGCUGGAGCAGCCCAAUCCUGCUCUUACCUAACUCCCCUCCUUUGUCUGACUAUCCCAAGCCUUGGUCCCCGUUUGUAGUCCAGCUCUACAUCUGCCUGGCCCAGGUACUUGCUUUGUGUGGGGGCAAGUACAAUUGUGGGCGUUCACUUGCAUAUGUAUGUCAGAAAACAACUUCAGAUGCUUUUUUACCUUUUGUUAGACAGUCUCUUUUUGACUUGGAACUUUACCAGCUAGCUCAUGAACUUCCAGGGAGACACCCAUCACCUCUGCCUUCUGUCUUGGAAGGUGCACACACCAUGGCCAAGUUUUAUAUGGGGCAGAAAACCCAAACUCAGGUCUUCAUGUGUUCAUGAUAUAUUACUUUUCAGUUGCUGUGAUAAAAUACUGUAACCGAAAGCAACGUCACAAGAGUAUUUGGGUUUGUAGUUCCAGAGGACUUGAUGUCCAUCCUAGUGGGGAGGCACAGUAGCAAGAACAAGAAGCUGAGAGAUCACAUCUUCGCCAUACAGAAAAAGCAGAGAAUGAACUGGAAGCAGGGUGAGGUUAUUAACUGUCCCUGGUUAUGUAAUUCCCCCAGCUAGAUUUCUUGUCCUAAAAGUUCUACCAACUGAAGACCAACUGUUCAAAUACAUGUCCAUGGGUGUUAUUUUUUUUCUUACCAAUCUACAACAUUGUUCCCAUGAUGCUUAUAGGCCCAUAGCCAUAUCAUACAAAAUGCAGCUAAUCUAAUAUCAAAAGUUCCUAUAGUCAUUACAGUUCUGAAGUUCAAAGUCCCUUCUAAGACUCAGUGCAGUCUCUUACGUCCCGCUGUAAGUCAGAAAAGCAGUUACAUGCUUCCACCAUACAAGGGCACAGAAUAUCCAUUCCCAUUCCAAAAAGGACUGGGGGGCAUAGUGAGGAAAUACUGAACCAGAGCAAGACCAAAAGCAGCAUGAUACACACCAAAUCCUGCAGCUCCGUGUCCACUAAGUGUUUAGUUUCAAAGGCUUUGGUUGGCUGCCCCUCCAGCAUUGCUGCCUGCAACACAGAUGUGAUUCUGCUGUGUGCAGCCUCCUUGGCGGAUGGCUUGGAGCUUUGGUUUCCCCACCACAGCAUCAGUCACUGGCCUCUUCAUGGCCCUCUUGCAGAAACUCCAUCUCUACCACAUGUUGCUUGGCUUGCUGAAGCCAAGAAGGAAGAAUCCAGAAACUUUUCAUUCUUUCAUGCCUCUAAAGCUAGUACCAUGUGGAAAAUACCUCAAAAUUAGACGACCAGCUUUCAUUCCCUUUGUCCACAGCAGCUCUUUUGUUACGUUGCUUUCUAGGAACAAACAGCCCUUAUUUUAGGCUGCCUUUCACAGAUUGGAGGUUUGUCUGGGUGAAGUCUUGCCUUGGCCAACUCUCCUAUUGUUUCAGUUUAAAGUCGGCCUUUUUUUGUUUUUUAAAUGUAUUUUUUUAGGUAUGAGUGCUCUCUGGAUGUGUGCCUAAGAGGGCAUCAUAUCCCAUUAUAGAUGGUUGAAAGCCACCAUGAGGUUGCCAGGAAUUGAACUCAGGACCUUUGCCAGAGCAGCCCAUGCUCUUAACCAUUGAACCAUCUCUCCAGCCCUAGAGCAGGCUUCUUGAUAACAUUAAUCUCUAGUAAUGACAGCCUUUUCCAGAACAUGACUUCCUUGUGCUUUUUCUCCAAGCUGUACAUUUUGUAUUUCUGCCAGACAUGCUGGUUUUCCUUGGCCAGAGUUACACUAUCUAGAAAGAUCUAAAGCCAGAGAAAGUAGUCCAUUACUUUGUAGUUCAACUUCUUGUCUGUUCUCAGGACUUGGGUAGAAAGUAGCCAGAUUCUUUGUCAAAGGGUCACAUAAAUGACCUCAAGCCAGUUUGCUAAUCGAGACAUUGUUUUUCCCUGAAGCAUAGAAGCCAGGCCUCUACUGUCUACAUUACCUGCAGCACUAGUCUCCUAGGUUCCAAACAGGAAGUCUUGUUUCACAGUGCUCUCAGCCUUCAACCACUUUUCUGGAACCAAAGUUCAGUCUUCCAAAUUCUUCCAAGAAACUGUCACAUUGUUUCCACAGCAACCUCAGUUCUGAGUACCAACGUCUAUAUUAGUUACCUUCUGUUGUGGUGUUAAAACACCAUGUGACCAAAGCAACUUAAGAGGGUUUUGUUGGGCUUGUAGUUCCAGGGGGUUAGGUGUCCAUGGCAGCGAGUGCAGGCUGAGAUCAGACCACCACUCCCUGGAGGCACACAGUGAAGGGGAACUGGAUCGAGGCUAGACACUCAAAGUCUGCCCCCAGUGACAGGCUUCAUCUGGCAAGUCUUAACAUUCAAAAGUGCCACCAGCUAGGGACCAAGUGUUUCGAAUACAUGAACCAUGGGGGACUUUUCUCCAUCAACCUACAACAGGAGGCAAGCAUUUCCCCGACUGAGCCAUUUCCCCAGUGUCACUCUGUUCCAUGUGUUUCUCUGACAAAUGUCAAAUAAGGAAUAUUUUCCUGAUUGGAAAACAAGCUCUUGAGAAAUAUUUUCAACAGUUUUUCAUGUCUAUAAGAAGUGUGUUUCUUUUUUAUGUGUUUCCCCCUGUAUACAUGUAUGUUACAUUCACGCAACACCUGUAGGUGCCAAAGAAGACAUCAGCCUCCUUGGAACUGGAGUUCCAGGUGGUUGUGAGCCACCCCAUUUGGGAGUUGGGAAGUGAACCCAGGUCCUCUGGAAGAGCACCCAGUGCUAUUGACGUCUAAGCCAUCUCUCCAGCCUCUUGCCUAAUUUUUUUUUAACAAUUUAAUACUUUGGAAAAACAAAAUUAAUUGUCUACCCUUCCCAAAUCUGCUUGUGCAAUGGAAAAGGCCCAGCCUCGCCCCUUCUGCAGCAUUGCCCUCUAGUUGCUGGGGAGACAGGAGUGUGGAGUCUGCCUUCUCUGCAUGGAAAGCUCUGCAAAUGUACAAGGGCUCUUCUAGCAAACGGAAGAAGUGUGCUGCACUGUUAAGCUGGCUGCUGCCAAUACAUGGUAGUGACUCAUCGUGCACAUUUUACUGACAGCUAAUUUCUAGCAAUCAAGGUUUUCCAGUCUGUCUUAGAACAGAACAAGGUUUUUACAUUAUGUAAGUUAGAAAAAAAAAAAAAACAGCUAUGAAGUUCUGGUUCUGUUUACAGAUUAGAUUAGACUUUUACACUAAAUUUAAAAAGACCUUAAAUCGUGAAGUUUUGUUGUUAAGAGCUGCAACAUAUAGUACGUGUCUGUCAUUUCCUCAUUUUUAAUAAAAUAAUUUUAAGUGCAAGCAAGCAGAGUUUAUUGAGAAGAAAGAAGAAGCUCCCUGUAACUGGGAGGGGAUUGGGAUUUUAAAUAAAAUAGUUUUCUACAUGAACA